AUCAAGUGAUUAGAAAGAAACAUGUCUCAAACUUUAUUUACUGUUUCUCUUUAUCGUACUUUCUUACCCUAGUAGUAGUACCCUACCCCCACGUCCACAAAAUAAUCAAACACCUUACCUUCUCUCUCUUAAUUUCUCUUUCUAUAGAGCCCCUCAAGGGUCAUUUUCUCACAUAUACUUCACACAAAAGAAACAUCCAUUCACUUCAUACCUUGUCAUUUCUUCCCCCCUCCCCGGCGCCCCCUCUCUCUCUCAUCUCAAUGUGAAAUCUCUCUGCAACUACCCCCACACAAAUUGAUCAAAACCCAUCAACAAAAAAUACCCAGAAAUCCGUCCAACACCUGAAAAUCCCUAACCCUAAUCAGAUCACCAAGGAAGCUAGCUGACUAGCUCACACAAUAUAUAUACAAAGACACACUGUUAUUUCAUAUAUACAAACACACACUGUUAUUUCCCAGCACAAGGAAGAAGAAAGUGCUCAUAGACAUACAGGAGGGAAUCAUAAGCAAGCUAUAUAUAUACAUAUAUACACACAUAUCUACAUAGGGCUUGGGAGAAGGAAAUUUAAAGAGGGAGGUGGGGAGAUCAAUUAUUGAUGGAGCUAUUCCCUGCACAACCGGAUUUAUCUCUACAAAUUAGCCCUCCAAACAGCAAACCCUCGUCCUCCUCUUCAUCAACUAGUUGGAGGAGAAGCAGUCAUCAUAGUCAUCAGGAGGAGAUGGAUUUGGGGUUUUGGAAGAGAGCCUUGGACUCCCGAAACUCCACCUCCGAUGAGCUUUCGAACACCAAUCAUCGUCCCCACCACUGCAGUAAUAUUACAGCCAGUACUAGCUGUAAUGGUGAUAAUGGCAAUCUUUUCCAUCCCUUUCAGUUUCAGCAAAGCCAUUACUUUCCACAAGUUCCCCAAGCAGAUGUGCAACAACAAUUACAGCAAUCGGAAGAGCUGCUUGGGUGUUUGAGACCCAUUAGAGGAAUUCCACUCUAUCAAAACCCUCAUCCUCCUCGUCCUCCUAAUAAUUUCUUCCCAUUUUCUUCUUCACAAAAGCCGGUUAAUUUCGAUAAUAAUUCGGCAACCUCUACCUCUACAAUUUCUAGUUCAACCCCACUAUUUCAGGCAGCUGCUUAUCAUCAUCAUCAUCAAGGUCAUCAUGGUGGCCUUCUAAGAUCCCGGAUUUUCUCUCGGUUUCCGGCCAAACGAAGCAUGAGGGCCCCUCGGAUGCGUUGGACUACAAAUCUUCAUGCCCGCUUUGUUCACGCCGUUGAGCUUUUGGGUGGCCAUGAAAGAGCAACACCAAAGUCAGUUCUUGAGCUAAUGGAUGUCAAAGAUCUCACCUUGGCACAUGUUAAAUCUCACUUACAGAUGUACCGGACGGUGAAAACCACUGAUAAAGCAGCGGCCUCUUCAGGACAAAGUGACGUAUAUGAAAAUGCUUCAUCUGGUGACACCACUGAAGACAUGAUGUAUGAACUUCAGAACCCAAGAAGGUCUUGUGAGCAGCUACCAUCACCUCAGCAGGGUUCAAGAUCGACUACUGUUCAAGAUAAUAAGGAGUACUACGGCCUCUGGAGCAAUCCUUCAAGAGAAGCUUGGUUGCAUGCAAACUCAAAUGAUUCUGCAUCUGCAAAUAUUAUAACGUCUCUCGAUGAUCAGGAGAGGAAGGACCUGAACAUGAUGGAUCCGAAAGGAUUAAGCUAUGAGAGAAUAUCGGAUGUAAGCAGCUCCUCAACAAACAUUUCAGGAGGAGGGACAAGCUUAAGCCCCAGGAAGCCCAAUUUGGAGUUCACUUUGGGCAGGUCACAUUGAAAUUGAAUAGGGAAAUAAUUAAAUCAAAUUAAACCUAAUUCAAUUUCCAUGAUUUUCAAAUCAAUAUAUAUGUGUGUGUUAUGCC
Molecule: messenger RNA, 1889 nt
Organism: Pyrus x bretschneideri (Chinese white pear)
Lineage: Eukaryota; Viridiplantae; Streptophyta; Magnoliopsida; Rosales; Rosaceae
Product: probable transcription factor KAN2
Exons: 6
Coding region: 596-1804 (402 amino acids)
Biological process (GO): abaxial cell fate specification; regulation of DNA-templated transcription
Cellular component (GO): nucleus
Molecular function (GO): transcription cis-regulatory region binding
Source: RefSeq, a predicted model, not a curated record